CCGGUGCAUUAGUCCAAAAUAAUCCGUUGGCCAAUGAUCAUAGUACACAACUUAUUCACACCUAUUUCUACACGAGCCCACGCAAACAUAACGUGUUUUCAGUUCGAGAUUCUCACAUUGAAACGAAAUGUUGUGUUCUUAGUUUAUACGGUGAAAAAGUGAAUUUUGCGGGGUUCGUGCAUUAAUAUUUAAAAUAUCAUCAACCCCUCACAAAACAUUGUGUUCGGCAAAACUUACUUAAUUGAUCUAUUUUUUGUCAAAUUAAUAAAAAUAAAUUAAACAAUUAAACAUAUGGAAUCUGAAUUGUCACCAGAUAAAGAGAAAGAUUUACCACCAGUGCCAAUAAAAACAUAUGAAUGGGAAGAUUUGAGAAGAGCGCGUGAAGCGGGAAGGUACCCAUGGACGCACCUGUUGAAGGCGCCACUUCAAGGUGAAAUUACCGCUGAAGACAUCAUCAGAGAAACGACGCCAAGAAGAAGCAUGUCGCGAGAAUUUUCAAGGUCUCGAACGCAUUCGCCGGUAGACGGUGACGUGCAGAGGAUACUCAACCUUGAUUCUUCACCUGGAAGUAGUCGCAAGCACGGCGAAGAAGGUGAAGAUGAAGGAGUACACAUACCAAAUUUUUCCAAAGAAGUGUCAUUAGAUUCUGAAGAUGAUGCCAUAAAUCAGGCUGUGAAAGCUUACGUAGUUAAAUCUCCUGAAAGUCAAGCUAGAUCCCACUUAGCAACACCUGUUGAAAUACCAAAGAAUGUUUCCCCUAAAGGUAUACUUAAGCGCCGAGUACCAGAGCAACAAUAUAACAUAGGAGUUACUUCAGAAACCAGAGAAAAAACGAAAUGCUGUCAUCCUUUGGUGAAUAAAAUAAAACAUUUAGCGGAUAAAACUUUACAUAAACUUGAGCGUACUGAAAAUGAGAAAUCACCAAUACCAAAACGUAAAAAGAAUGAAGAAGCACAAGAAAUAAGACAGCUAAGAUCUUCUCCUGGUGCAGUCCGAAGACAAAAAUUCGGUGCUAUAAAAUUAGGAAGUUCUGAUGAAAUGAGUAAAACUAUGGUUGUAGACACGCCACCACCGAGGAAAAAAAAGGAACAUAUUUACGAAGAUAUAGAAGACGGAAAAGAUGUGCAUUUCGCGCCAGAUGUCGAUAAACAAGACAUCAAUAAAACAGACGAGGAAAGUAGGAGUAACAGCAACAAAGAAAAUGAAAGCCUGUUGGAGAAAAAGUCGAUCGCUUCCCAAGACCCCAGUUUAGUUCUGGAAAACACGAGCCUGAAAUCCGACGAACACGUUAUGGAAAAAUUACAUAAAAUGGAUAAUGUAAAUAGAGAAGCUAUUAUUUUAGACGAAGAAAUGGAUCCUGAUGAACCCAAUGUAGAUGAAAUAUUUCAAAAUCAAUUAGAUGAAAGAGGACCAAGCAACGAAUCCCCAAAUAUCACUAUCACGGAACUGACUGAAGAGGAAGCAGCAGUAACAGAUGACCAACCUGCAGCAAUCCCCAUAGAAUCAUCGCCCAGCCCCAGCCCACACGAUGCCAACGAUCGACAACAAACAGAGUACCCGAGAAAAUGGUCUAAACCCAGCAGUGAUCACGAAUAUGAAAUCAUCGAAAAGCCUCCGCCAAACAUUAUUUACACUGCUCCCAGUGUAGACGAAAAACCAAACCCAUUGGUCAAAACAGAUGAUGAACUGUCUAGUACAACUUCGUUGGAACGAAAAUAUUUACAACACACAUCAGAUGAUGAGGAACAAUUAGAUGAAAACUUAAAUUUAAAUGAAGAUAAAAACGAAGAAAUGAUCAGCGCUGAAGCACUUCAACGAGAUAUUGAAGACAGGUAUUUUGUAAAUACUCCGUCAACACUAUCGCGUACAGAGUGUGAAGUAAGUACCAGUCAAGUUGAUUCAUCUGCAUUGGAACAGUUACCUUUAAAGCGUGACAGUAGAUCCAAAAAUGCUGAAAACACUGACAGUAAGAUUCAACAACGUAUCAGAGAAGGUACAGGUAAACUAAAAUCACAAGCUGGUAAACUAAAAACCAAAUUACAAAGUAUUAAAACAAAACAGUUUACAAUGCCUGAAAAACCUAAGAUAAGUAUGCCUGAUCGGCCCAAAUUUAAAAUGCCGCAAAGACCUAAGAUAUCUCUGCCUGAUCGGCCUAAAUUCUCAUUACCAGAUAGACGGAAAUUUAGUUUACCUGAUCGACCUAAAUUCAACAUUGCAGAAAAAUUACAUCGAUCUAGAUUUACAAUGCCAGAGAGACCCAGGUUUACUGUCCCCGAUCUUCCUAAAUUCAGAAUGCCUGACAAACCCAAAAUAAACUUCCCUAGUCUUGGUAGAAAAAAAGAAUACAAGGUAACUAGUGACUCUACUAACUCAAACGAGCCAACAGAUGUUGCCACAGUAGAAUUUGAAGCUAGAACUUACCCCCGACUAUUCAAUAGGAAAAAGAAAUCAGAGCUUGCCAAAACGUCUUCAACCCCGACUAUUAAUAGGGAAGAUACACCACCCCCUACGUUUACAUUCACACGGGUUAAAAAACAAAAAGAAGAACCAAGUUACAUCCCCGACAGCCCUGAACAGCCGCGAGAGUAUGGGAAUAUUGACAACGAUGAUGCAAACUUCGAAAUGGACGAUGUCAGGCGAAUUGAGACUACCUACGAUUUUGAUAAGGUGGACACAGAAUAUUUGGACGAUGAACCUGAACCUUCAAAUCUAGAACACGAUCACGAUAGACAAGAUGCUGCAUCCAUACCCGAUAUAUCACCAUCUAAACAAGAAUACACACAUGUCAUAACCGAAAUUAAUAAUGACGAAUUUUUUGUUCGACCGAGAGGCAUUUCUCGCGAAGAUAUUCAAACAAGGGAAUAUUUGAGCGACGAAACACGAAAAGCGUUUCAAAACCCGAAGAAUAUUCUUUCCCUAAUAGGGAGUAAUUCGGGAAUGAACGACGAUAAUAUGUACGUCAACGAUCCUGACGCCGAUCCUGAGCUGAUGAUCGAUGACAACGAACCGAUGAGGUAUUCAACUGAAGAUUUGAAUGAUAAAGAUGAUGGUUAUUAUACAUUUCCACCAGUGCGACCAUCAAGAGCAAAGCGGAAGAAGAAAGAGGAGGAGGCAACUCCAUACAUGGACGAUAGUGUCAACGCCAGUAUGCAAUUUAGUGAGGUGGACUUGUUAGACGAGCAUCAUGACGAACGUAUCAGUUGUGACAUGGAAGAAAAUAUUGAUAUGCAGGUCAAUAACCACACUGAUUUUACACCCACGACGGAUUUGCAUUCCAUACAUGAAUAUGCAAAUGAUGAUGUUAUCCAGUAUCCUGACACCGUGCCAAAUCAGUCACAAACGCUGCCGAUGCCACCGAAAAGAAAGAAGAAAUUCAAUAAGAAGGAUUUCAAGCAUUCAUCUCUAAACGACUUCAAAAAUGCUUCUCAACUUUGGGAGCAGCCGCAAGAACAUGAAAACACGGACGAUAUCAUUGUUUAUCGCACUGAACACGAGUAUAUCGUACCGCAAGAGUACGUGCAUUCAACGGUCCACGAGCAUAGCCCGGUACCACCGCGGCGUACCCGCUCCAGAAGUUCCAGGGGAACCUCUCUCUGUGACGACGACCGCACAUCGCAUGGUGCUGAGUCUCUAAUACUCGACACUAACAUAGCACCCACUGAAGAAAUUGACAUCGAAAGAGAAAUUCGUCACGAAAGCCCUGGAUACGCAACCGUCGACAAAGGCCCAUACGCACCCAGCAAAGGUGUAAGACGUUCUAAAAGUAAGACCCCACCUAGACGCAGGAAGAGCAAUAGCUCAGAACGUAAAUAUUAUACGGUCGGAUCCACAAAACCUGUCGGGCCUGACCGACCACCACGAAAGAAGUCGUCUACCAGUCUUAUGACAUUAGACAGCUUUACUAAACGAUCAGUGAGUGGAGAUUUGACUCAGUACGUUGAAAUAGAUGAACCAUUUGAAGAAGUUCACAAAGACUUAAAAUCUGGAGAGGUUGUUAACAAAAUGAAAGAUAGGCCCUUGCCGCCUCCACCACGCCCACCGAGAGGAUCGAGGCGAAGAAGAAGGGAUAAAAAUAAUCUCCAACGGGAUAUUUCUACAGACGCCGAAUCAAUAGGAGUACCCCGUGAUUUCGAUGAAAAUCAGAAACAAGACGAUGUCAUAGAAAUUGAAGUAUCUACACAGACUGACCCACUGCCAGAUGAUGUCAUUUUCGAAUUAGGUAUGGAUGAAAAUAUUGACGUCUCCAUGUCCAGCUCCUUAAGAGACAUUGUCGAUGAAGAUUUUAUGCAUUCUAAGAGUCAAUCAAGAGCCGAUGAAAGUCCUCGCGUAUCACGGCCAACAUCCCGUUCUGAUAAAUCUAAAAAGCUUUCUGACCCAAAAAUAUCUGAAUUAUCUAAACCAACUCUCGGGCGUACAUCGCCUACAGUUAUAUUAGUAGAAAGACGAGUGUCGAGUCCAACUAGGAUUAAUGAACGUGAAGAAAUGCUAACCGAGGCUUCGUUGACUGUUCAACCUAUAGACAUCGAUGAUUCACAUAUCCCAGAUGUUCCACCACUACCACGGUCAAGAGGUAUUUCAGGCACUAUUCAAACUCAAAAACCUACAGCGACGCCGGUUGAAGAACAAGCCCUCGAAAAAGUAAGUGACACAUGUCGGGAAGUCCAGUUAGAUAACUUAGUGACUCAACGACUACAAGUGAAAGAUUUAGAUGUGGGUCGACUAAAUGUAUCUGAACUGCAAGCCAAUAAAAUUUUGGUGUCAGAUAUAGAAGGAAUGACAUUACAAGUCUCAGAAUUAGAUUCGAAAUCUGGGCACAUUUCUGUUAGCGGAAUUGAGUUUUCCCAAUCGGUCAUAGACGAAAUUGUCAAAAAAUUCGCUGAAAUAUCUACAGCACAUGCUCCUCCACCUCCGGCAGCUCUAGAAACUAUCGAACAUCCAAGGCCGGUAAGUAGGGAAGAACACACACAGACUGACGAUUUGCCUGUUGAAAAAGCUUCGGAAACCAAAGUAGAAGAAGUUAAAGUGUCUCAAGAAGAGGCGCCACAAACUCCUCCCCCUCCUAGGCCUCCUAGUGCUGAGGAUGCAGGAGCUCCACCUCAAAGACCUCCUCCCCCCGAUUUAACCCCGUUGUUGUACUCGUAUCUCCAAGACAUAACCAUACCUCCUGCUUCUUUCUUCCCUGGUCGUACGCUAAGGGAACGACCUCAUUUUGAGUUUCAUGACUCACAACACCAAACCCCUCCGCCACCAACAAGGCGUGCUAAAAGGAAACCUGCAGCUCCUCAUUCUGAAUCUAGUUCUGACGAUGGUAGACCUCGUCCUUCCCCACGUCGAAUCGCGCCCCCUGUCAGAUCCCAUGAGCCCACUAUAACUGAAGCAGGAGCGCAAUUUCUGCGUGUUUGCCACUCUUCAAUUAGUAGGACUAUAAGGAGCAUGUUCAACUCCUUCAUGUCGUACAUUAGUGGCACGGAAGACAAGAAAGACGUGCAAAUGGCAAUGGUUAUAUUCCUCGUGCUGAUUGCGGGCCUGAUCAUGUUUGGACUGAGUGACAGCCGGGCGGUGCACCAUCACCACUGGGAGUUCUUUAAUCCACCAGAUGGGAAGCCUUGAUCUUAGUGCCUCAUCGUGUAUUGGUAUUUAUCAAUUAAUCUUGUAGAUUACGAAAUAGUCUUAAGUUCGACGGGCUUGUUGGACGCGUUGUUGUUGAUUUAAUUUAUGAUGAGGGCCAUCGUUUACACGGUCUCUCCUGAAAAUGUAUAAUUAUGUUGUAUUUAAAGAAACUAUAUUUAUUUAUUUGUAGCACCUUUAUGAUAUCUAGUCACUUUUCCUUAAAUUAUAUUUUCCACAUUGUUAAAGAUUGUCAAGAAAGCGUCCAAACAAGUCUGACUAAUUAAUUGUCGUGAACUGUAUGAUGCAACGUUUUAUGAAAAGAAGUAAAAAGCAUUUUAUGCAAAGCAGACUUUCCACUACAGUUUAUUUUUAAUGAACACUUUAGUUUUAUUAUAAUUUUUAAGUAUUCGUUUAAUUUACUAAAUGUCCAGAUGGUGCUUGAUCUUGCAGUACAAGACCUCCACAUAUUAAUUACCUACAUAUUUAUUUCGCUUUCCUUAUAACAACAAUAGUAACAAUUAUAUGUAAAUCACGCAUUUUUUUGUCAUGGCUCUCGACUUCCUACCUAAUGAUAUAUUAUUCGCAAUGUGAAAACCUAAUUUAGUAUUUUUAAUUAAGGACAGAACCACAACACUUAUAGGUAACGUAGAAUAUACAUAUCUAUUCUAAAAAAGGUACGAGCACCAUAACGGAUCGUUUGUUUGUCACCUUAUAUAGAACCCGAGAGUUUUAUAAAAAUAAUUAUGAUAACUUAAUUUGUGAUUUUAACAUUAUUAGGUGCAAUUUUUGUCAAAAUGUUUUAAACAGGCAUUAGCUCGUAAUAGAACCACCUGCAAAAAGUAUUAAGUCAUUGCACCUAAUAAUGUUACAUUAUCUAUGAGAAGUUAGUACGCAGGCCGAAAUAUGUUACGAGAACUAAAUUUCUUAAAAAUAUCUAAAGCACUGUUCUGACUACUGAUUAAUUAUUAAGUGUAGAAAUGAAGUAAAGAGUACGGUCAGUGAAAUUGACAGAUCUGUUUACUAAUUAUUACACCGCUGAUUAGGGGUGAUUGACCCGUCGUAUUUUUAAUUUUUCUCCUGUGUAUUAAUUUUACUCAAACCAUAUACUGUUACCUAGUUAUAUAAUACAUAUUAACCACACUGUUAACGUAGUAUUUCAGAUGGCGUUAUGCAUUUUGUAAAUUUCCUUUUUUUGUUGUGUAAUUAUGAAGGAAAAUAAAAUUUGUUAAAUAAA
Molecule: messenger RNA, 6844 nt
Organism: Helicoverpa armigera (cotton bollworm)
Lineage: Eukaryota; Metazoa; Arthropoda; Insecta; Lepidoptera; Noctuidae
Exons: 3
Coding region: 292-5610 (1772 amino acids)
Source: RefSeq, a predicted model, not a curated record